Varanus komodoensis (Komodo dragon) is the source of this 1907-nucleotide messenger RNA. Its product is annotated as ATPase family AAA domain-containing protein 3. NCBI's taxonomy places the organism in Eukaryota, Metazoa, Chordata, Lepidosauria, Squamata, Varanidae. Gene Ontology annotation, cellular component: mitochondrion. The record is from RefSeq and is a predicted model, not a curated record. Gene Ontology annotation, molecular function: ATP hydrolysis activity; zinc ion binding; ATP binding. Gene Ontology annotation, biological process: mitochondrion organization. The coding region runs from base 1 to 1659 and encodes 552 amino acids. The transcript is spliced from 17 exons.
AUGUCUCGGGCUCAAUGGAGCAACUUCGACCCCACCGGGCUGGAGCGCGCCGCCAAGGCCGCCCGCGAGCUGGACGCCUCCCGACAUGCUAAAGAGGCCCUUAAUCUGGCGCAGUUGCAGGAACAGACACUGCAGCUGGAACAGCAGAGCAAACUGAAGGAAUAUGAGGCUGCCAUAGAACAACUGAAAAACGAACAAGUCCGGAUACAAGCGGAAGAGAGGAGAAAAACGUUAACUGAAGAGACGAGGCAGCAGCAAGCGAGAGCGCAGUACCAGGACAAGCUGGCCAGGCAGCGCUAUGAAGACCAACUGCGGCAGCAGCAACUCCUUAAUGAAGAGAACUUGAGGAAGCAAGAGGAAUCCGUGCAGAAGCAGGAGGCCAUGAGGCGUGCUACGGUGGAACGAGAGAUGGAACUCCGGCACAAGAACGAGAUGCUGCGCAUUGAGGCCGAGGCCCGAGCCCGGGCCAAGGCAGAGAGGGAGAACGCUGACCUCAUCCGGGAACAAAUACGGUUAAAGGCCGCCGAGCACCGCCAGACGGUGCUGGAUUCUCUCAAGACAGCCGGGACACUGCUUGGAGAAGGAUUUCGUGCCUUUGUUACAGACUGGGACAAAGUGACGGCCACGGUGGCAGGACUGACUCUCCUGGCUGUGGGCAUUUACAGCGCCAAGAACGCCACCGCAGUCGCCGGACGGUACAUCGAGGCUCGGCUAGGCAAGCCUUCCUUGGUGAGGGAAACCUCCCGCAUCACGGUGCUGGAAGCCCUCAAGCACCCCAUAAAGGUUGGCAAGCGGCUCGCCAGCAAGGCCCAGGAUGCUCUUGAAGGUGUCGUUCUCAGCCCCAAGCUGGAGGCGCGUGUGAGAGAUAUUGCCAUCGCGACACGGAACACGAGGAACAACCGCAGCCUGUACAGAAACAUCCUCAUGUACGGCCCCCCUGGGACCGGCAAGACCCUCUUUGCCAAGAAACUAGCCAUGCAUUCUGGCAUGGAUUACGCCAUCAUGACUGGAGGUGAUGUUGCCCCCAUGGGGCGGGAAGGAGUCACAGCUAUGCACAAGCUCUUUGACUGGGCGAACACAAGCCGGAGAGGCCUCUUGCUCUUCGUGGACGAGUCCGAUGCGUUCCUGCGGAAGAGAGCCACGGAGAAAAUCAGUGAGGACCUACGAGCAACGCUGAAUGCUUUCUUGCACCGGACGGGACAGCACAGCAACAAGUUCAUGCUCGUCCUGGCCAGCAACCAGCCCGAGCAGUUCGACUGGGCCAUCAACGACCGGAUAGACGAGAUGGUCCACUUCCAGCUGCCUGGGCUGGAAGAGAGGGAAAGGCUGGUCCGGAUGUAUUUUGACAAGCACGUCCUGAAGCCGGCGACCGAGGGCAAGCGGCGCCUGAAGCUUGCUCAGUUCGACUACGGGAAGAAGUGCUCCGAGAUUGCCAAGCUGACGGAAGGCAUGUCUGGCCGAGAGAUUUCGCAACUCGCGGUGGCCUGGCAGGCCGCAGCGUAUGCCUCGGAGGACGGCGUGCUGACGGAGGCCAUGAUGGACGCCCGCGUGGCCGAUGCCAUCCAGCAGCACAAACAGAAGAUGGAGUGGCUUCAAGCCGAGGGCAUGGGGCUGGGAAAGAGCAGGCCUCUGCCUCUGUCCCUGGGGAAGUCCGUAUGAGACGCCUCUCUGGUCCACGAGGACCAAGAAAACACGCCAGACCAUUAAACGCGGAAGCCAAGGAAGAUGGGGAAGCGUUCCAUUGGCACCGUCUCACUGGAAUCAUGUUGAGGAAGACACAGACACCACACUGUUGGGAUUUAGGUCUUUUUUAUCUUAUCAGGAUGCCACCUGGGAUAAUUCUGUGUAUGUGUGUCUGUAUCCAUGCAGGUGAAAAUACAUUAAAAAGCACUGUUGCCAACAGGCAA